This is a messenger RNA of Equus caballus (horse), 1001 nucleotides long. RefSeq names its product bone marrow stromal cell antigen 2 (gene BST2). Gene Ontology annotation, molecular function: metalloendopeptidase inhibitor activity. The record is from RefSeq and is a predicted model, not a curated record. Lineage: Eukaryota; Metazoa; Chordata; Mammalia; Perissodactyla; Equidae. Gene Ontology annotation, cellular component: cell surface; Golgi apparatus. Gene Ontology annotation, biological process: defense response to virus; innate immune response.
AAAUGUUCCUGAAGCCUGCUAUUGGUCCGGACGGCCCCCAUGCUAACCAGGGGCGGCCCACAGAAGCUUCCAGCAUCUGCCCCUAACUCCUGCCCAGACUCGCACAUCCAAGGGCAGAUCUGGUUGGCACUCACUUCUUAUCACAAUUGGCCUGUGCCCAUGGGGGACCACAGGCUGCUGAGAUGGCUGCUCCUGGUGGUGGUGGUGGUGGUGGUGGUGUUGUUUCUGCUUGUGACCACGAUCAUCUUCGCUGUCCAGGCCAACAGCAAGGCCUGCAAGGAUGGCCUCCGAGCAGAGCAGGAGUGUCGCAACGGCACCCACUUUCUGGAGCACCAGCUAAGGCGGGCCCAGGAAGUCUUACGGGGGACUGAGACCCAGGCUGCCAUCUGCAAUCAGACUGUGGUGACCCUGAGGGCUUCCCUGGAGAUGGCGAAGGCUGACAGGCGGGAGCAGCUGGCCCGAGUGCAGGAGCUUGAGGGAGACACGGCGGCUUUGAAGCAGCAGUUGCAGAACGCUCUGGCGGAGGUGGAACGACUACGACAAAGGAAUGAUGGGGCCUCAGGUGGGAACAACGACCCUGCCAGCUCGGCGAACGCCCUCAGCCCCUUGGUGGCCGCUGUGUUCCUGCCCCUGGGCCUCUGGGAUCUGCAGGCCUGAGGUCCCAGGAAGCCGCCGUCACAACCUGGAUUGGUCCGGUUCCCCUGCCUUCCAGACUUCCCUGACCUGGCGGUUCCAGGAGCACUGCAGGCUGCUGGGGGGAGGGGCAGGGGGAUGGAGUAGCAGUGGGGGGCCAUGAAGCAUUGCUGGGGGGACCAUGGGGCAGCGUUGGGGGGUAGAGAAGCAGCAGAGUUGGCCCAGGGCUGCCCCCCACCAGACCCCAGAGCUGGGCAGGGCAUAGGGUGCCUUCUUGCUUCUUGCUGUCACGGUUUCUGGAAGGUCACUUUGUUCUGGGGUCUUUGGGCUCCAAAAAAGUAAACACCCCUUUUGGCGGAAAGACCUUA